AUGGAAGAUAUGGUGUUUGAAUCAAUGUUUGAGUUAGAAGAGGGAGAUAUAAUCGCCCCCAAGCGAAAGUCACGACGAAGAAAAGCCUGGAAGCCCACAUGGAUUCGACUUGGAGUUGGCUGUUUGCUGCUUCUUGGAGUCACUCUAGCUGUUACAGUCGGAAUUCUCCGUCUGGUUUCAAAUGGAACAAAAUCAGGCGGUGUCACAGAGACAAAAGCUGACACGUAUGAACCGGUUUUUCAAGUCGUACUCACAACCGAUCACGUUUUGAAUGAUAAUCAUCAGCCAUUCGUCAUAAAAAAUCUCCAUGACAUUGCGGCUGAGCUAACAAGAUAUCUACACGGAAAACAGAUACAUGUGAUCAGUGGUUCAUUUCGUAAUGAUUAUGAUUCACAAAGAACCAAUUGUAAAGAUGCUCUACAUGGCAAUGUUCUUGAUCUAUAUAUUCUACCUUCGUAUACAAGGGAAUGUGUAUCUGCACAAGAUAGUAAAUGCAAGACUCGGCUGGUCAACAAUUUGCGGUAUAUGUUUCGUCGAUUAUUGACUGUUCCUCUUGCAGUUCAACUCAACGAUGAUUAUGCCAACAACACGAACGUGAAACUGUGCGACGUUGAACUUGUAGAUGAUCAUCUCAACCAAUCUGUUGCCAGAAAUAUAUCAGUAGGGCGAAAAAUUAUAAAACCGUUAGCACCAGCCAACUCGUCGAUGCGGAUCGAGCAACUAAACAGAAUACAGAAUUAUUCAUAUGCGACUCCAAGACAAUUCCCUUGUACGCUAAGUUUGAAUAAAAUUGGUCUGGUUCAGAUGGAUGGAGAUGAUAAUUCGAACAUUCAAGACGAUAUGCGAUCAUAUAUCAAUAAUGGCCAAUACCGUCGCGCGUUCAUUCUGACAGUAUUUGAAGAUUCUGUGCACAAGCUCCACGUUCAAAUGGCCUGCGGUAUAUAUUUGGGCGAGCGAUCAUCUAACAGUCCAUGCAGCAACUCAUUGAGUGUACAUCUUUGGAUCGACUUCGAUAGCAAUGGAUACGAUGAUGAAGAAAGUCGAAUGUUACAUCGAUCUUGGUUAACUGGUGAAAUGUCUACUGGCGCCUAUGAUUUAGAUGUCUACAUACCUGCGAUUGAUGAUAAAACGGUACGAGCUGGACAGCAUACAAUGAAAAUCACCGUGAUGCCAUCUCGUGAAUAUCAAAGUGAAUGCGGUACGGUAAAUUAUAGUGAGAGAAAAGAUUAUACAUUGAAUAUUGUGCGAAAACCAAGACAUAUAGCUACUGAGCUAAGCCCAUAUAUCUAUAUGAAUCCUCUCUGUGCGAGCGAUUUUGGAGAAAUAACCUCUGUUCUGAUGGCUGGCGAAAAGGGUACAGAAAUCCGUGACGAUGUACCCAGAAAUUCUUCAAUGAAUUCCAAUCAGAAUGAACAUAAUUUUCAGGUGAUUUUGUAUGAACAUACAAUUUAUCUGCUACGUGUUCAGUUGAACUGUUCGUCGCAACAACAAACGCAAUUAACUGGAACGGGAUGUAAUCCUGCGCAAGACAUCAACGUCUUCAUCGAUAUGAAUGACGACGGUCGCUAUGACUCAUUUGAAAUUGGUGCGCCACAUCGUUGGCCUAUCACGAGCUAUCUCCCGGAUGGAGUCGUUGAUCUGCAAGUGUACAUUCCGUAUCUCGAUAGUCGUUAUGUCACGUCUGGUCAGCACCAAAUGAAAAUAGUAGUUACACCAAGUGAUCGAUACCUACGAGUUUGUGGCGAUAUCGACUUUAUGGAAACCAGAACCUACUACGUUAACAUUAUCUCAAAGACAGCCAUCAUACCACCUAAUAUACAUACAUUGACAAGCGUAACUCAUGACAGCAUCGUUUGUACGCCACAAGUUAACAAAAUUAUUCUUGUUGUUAUGGACAGUGAACAUGACAGCCAAAUUCGAGACGAUCCUUCCAUCAACGCUCUACUUGGACCACACGACGAACGCCAACAUCAUUUACCCAUCAUGCUUCAUGAGGGUAUUACGUAUUUACUACGCCUUCAAUUUGAGUGUGCAGUACAUCAAGAUUCAAACUCAGCAGAAAACAAUUGUGAUCUUCCCUACGAUCUCAGCGCUUGGAUCGACUCAGAUGAUAAUGGAGAAUACGAAGAAUGGGAAAGUGCCACUCCUUAUCGGUGGCCAUCGACUAGUUAUUUACCGAAAUCAGUUUACGAUUUGCAAAUUGUCGUACCUGUAGUUGAUGGUAGAAAGGUCAAAAGCGGACCUCAUCGUAUGAAGUUAUUAGCAACGUUAAACGAACAGCACCGCAGGAAAUGCAAUAUGCAUGAUUAUCAAGAACUGCGCUACUACGCAGUUAAUAUUAUUCCACAUGCACCACUGUCGAACAAACUUGGCGGUCCGUCUCUUAGAUUGAGUGAUCAAGUAUGUACCCAAAGUUAUGGCCGAAUCGUACUCGUUCUUCUGGCCGGUGAAAGAGGAACGGAAAUCCGUGAUCAGACUCCCAAUAAUACUAUCAUUGAUGGAUAUCAAAAUCGGCAUCAUAUGGCUGUGACGGUCUAUGAAAAUACUAAUUAUCGUAUUCGUAUUCAGCUCGACUGUGAAGUGAUGUCCAAUAGAGGUCCACUAAGAAGUGAUUGCAAUUUAGCGCUGGAUGUCAACGUUCUCAUCGAUCAAAAUAAUGAUCGAAGAUACGAUAAAACAGAAACAGUCACUCCGCAUCACUGGCCUUUGCGAAAUUCGGCACCAUUAGGACUCUACGACUAUGAUAUUCGUACACCAGCAAGUGCAAAUGAAUACUAUCGACAACAAAAUGAACGACAUCUAAUGCGUAUUGUCGUCAAGCCGAGCGAUGAACAAAUUACGAAAUGUGGCCAUACGGAUUAUGCGGAGUUUCGAGAAUAUAGUUUGAAUAUCAUCUCAAGAACGGCUAUUCACGAAUAG
Messenger RNA from Adineta ricciae, 2919 nucleotides. The record is from the annotation of a GenBank genome assembly. Lineage: Eukaryota; Metazoa; Rotifera; Eurotatoria; Adinetida; Adinetidae.